Messenger RNA from Penicillium egyptiacum, 178 nucleotides. Lineage: Eukaryota; Fungi; Ascomycota; Eurotiomycetes; Eurotiales; Aspergillaceae. The record is from the annotation of a GenBank genome assembly.
CUCUUGCGGCCCGGCGCCAGCGGUAUCAUCAGCGGCAGCAGGCGAAUACGACGUCCCAGGCGGAGCUGACCCGGUUAGAGCCUACCUUUCAGUCACAGUGGCAGAUUACCCGGUUCCAACAUACCUCGCUGCUACCAUUACAGGCGGAUACGAGCGAGACUACGCCGCUCACCUCGAC